Chenopodium quinoa (quinoa) is the source of this 3105-nucleotide messenger RNA. Its product is annotated as CSC1-like protein At3g54510. Gene Ontology annotation, molecular function: calcium-activated cation channel activity. Gene Ontology annotation, cellular component: plasma membrane. Bases 512 to 2071 code for a protein of 519 amino acids. NCBI's taxonomy places the organism in Eukaryota, Viridiplantae, Streptophyta, Magnoliopsida, Caryophyllales, Amaranthaceae. The transcript is spliced from 9 exons. The record is from RefSeq and is a predicted model, not a curated record.
ACCAUUGUUUUUAUCAACCAAAAAAUUUUCAAUUCCCACAUUUCUUAAUGUCAACCAAACAACACCUUAGUUUUUACAAUGACAGAAUUAGUAAAGAGAUUGUAAGCACCAUGUUAACUUAAUAAAACACGACAUCUUAUACUCAAUAGAAAACCAAAGAAAUCCAUAAUACUACUUUGCAGGUAUUAUUUGUGAAAUAUAAAAUAUUCCAAAGUUAAAAAAAAACGGAGGUAAUAGAUAAAAUCAAGAAUUUGCUUAAAAAAAAAUAAAAUCAAGAAUUACGCUCGGAUCAAACACUGGUUAUCAUCUCACCAAGGUCCUUUCCCUUAUGGGUAAGCAAAAGUAGAGGGCUAAAACGUCAAAUGCCCAAAAUUCCCGCUCUAAAACUCUGCCACGUAAAACUUGCAAUACACAUUACACGGCAGUGUCAAUUGAAAUGUCACUCAAAACAAAAACCAACUCAAACAUUCAAUUCACCUCACUUUCUCUCUCCUGAAGAACCUCCAUUAAAAUGACUCCUGAAGGUCUUCUAGCAUCAGCAGCAAUAAAUAUAGGGUUAGCAAUGGCGGUCCUCUGUAUUUUCUCCAUUCUCAAGAAACAACCUUCCAAUUCCUUCAUUUACUACGCUCGUCGUCUCUCUCAUCAGCAACAACCGCUGUCGUUUGAUCGCUUCUCGUUUCGCCGUCUUCUACCUUCCGUUUCGUGGAUUCCUCGCGCUCUUCGUGUUUCCGAGGACGAUAUUCUCACCAAUUCUGGCCUUGAUGCUCUCAUUAUCAUCCGUCUCUUCAAAUUUGGUAUCAGAUUUUUUGUGGUUUGCUCUGUGAUCGGGUUGCUAAUACUUCUUCCACUCAAUUACUAUUCCGAGUCCUCACAGUCCAACCAUUCACAUUACAUGAAUUCGUUUACCAUAUCAAAUAUCCAAGCAGGGUCUAAUAGGCUGUGGGUCCACUUUUCUUGCUUAUGGCUCAUAUCCUUGUAUGGAUUGUAUAUGCUGUAUAAGGAAUAUAAAGAGAUUUUGGCUAAAAGAAUUCUAUGGCUUCAAAAGUUAAAGGAUAGACCAGAUCACUUCACUGUUUUAGUUCGAGAAAUUCCACUUUGCCCUGAACAUAAAAGCUAUGGAUGCAGUGUACAUCACUUCUUUACCAGACAUUAUCAACAUGCUUUUCAGUCCCAUCAAAUGUUGUAUGAUGGGAGGGAUCUUGUUUUGCUGCAGGAACAAGCAGCCUUAAUACAAAGAAAGAUACAAUGGUUGCGAGAGAAGUCCAUGAGAAGGAAGUCUAAUCAGAAUGAUUCACUUUCUGAACCUUUGAGAGGAGAUGCCUCAAAAAUCACUUUUCUGGAGGAAAAACUUUGCAGAAUAUGUGGUGCUAUAAGUGGUAUGCAGUAUGAAACUAUGCUUCAGAAAAUGGAGUUGCCUGCUGCUUUUGUGACAUUUAAAUCUCGGGUCGGAGCUGCACUUGCUGCACAGUCCCAACAGCACCCACAUCCUUUCUUGUGGAUUACAGAAGAAGCUCCAGAACCUAGAGAUUUGUUAUGGAAAAACUUGUCAACCCCUUCUCGGAGGUUGCUGUUGUACAAAAUUGGGUUCUAUCUUGCUGCAACACUUCUUACAAUUUUCUUUGCUGUGCCGGUAGCAGCUGUUCAAGGAAUAGCAAAAUUUGAAAGGCUGAUGAAGUGGUUCCCUCCAGCUAUGGCCGUGCAGUUAAUACCAGGAUUAAGAUCUGUUGUAACAGGGUACCUUCCAAGUGUUAUACUAAAUGGAUUUAUUUACGUUGUUCCUUAUUCAAUACUGGGGAUGGCUCACUUAGCAGGCUAUCCCUCAAAGAGUCAGACAGAGAUGAAAGUCUGCAAUAUGGUGUUUUACUUUCUAGUUGGCAAUGUUUUCUUCUUGACCUUAUUAUCAGGAUCUCUCCUUGAUGAACUUGGAGAAUCUUUCAGUCAUCCAGGUGAUUUUCCUAGCCGAUUGGCUCGUGCUGUCACAGCUCAGGUAAGGUUGUCAAACCAGUUUAUAAUGCCAACUUUCUUAUGGAAUUUUGUUAUAUGUUUCUCCUUUGAUUUUGACACUACUUGAUUUUUUUUACUUAAAUUAUUUUAUGAUGUCAAAAAGCGUGGUAUGAGGGUGUACUGUUUUAUUUUCAGGUAUGAAUAAUAAUUUUAAUUAAAUCCUAGUAUCCUACUCUGCAAAAUGCAAUGAUUUCAAACAUGUAUGCUCUAAAUGUUGUAGAUUCUGAACAUCUCAUAAGCUUAAUUUGUCUAUCAGGCUGAUUUUUUCACAACAUACAUCUUGUCUGAUGGACUGUCUGGUUUCUCACUAGAAAUACUGCAAGCGGGCCUACUGGUUUGGGAUGCCAUAAAGAGACAUACAUUUGGUCGUGGAAAGAAAAGAUCUCCUUAUGUUUAUUCUCUGCCUUAUUUCAGGGUCAUCCCUUUUGUUUGUCUCUGCUUUCUGAUUGGCAUGGUUUAUGCACUUGUGGCUCCCUUGCUCCUUCCAUUUGUGCUUGGCUACUUAUACUUGGGAUACGCUGUCUACAUGAACCAGAUUGAGGAUGUGUAUCCAACUUUUUAUGAGACUAGUGGACAAUAUUGGCCAUACGUUCAUUCUUACAUCUUUUUCUCCCUCUUUCUCAUGCAAAUCACUAUGAUUGGUCUUUUCGGAUUGAAGUCAAAGCCAGGGGCAUCAGUUGCCACAUUACCACUUCUUGUGCUCACAUUACUGCUCAACGAGUAUUGCAAGCUCCGCUUUCUUCCGUCUUUCAGCCAACAUACUAUCCAGAUUCUUAAGGAGAAUGAUGAGAGCGAUGAGAAAGAAAGUAAUCUGGAUAUCAACUCCCAUAAUGCAGCAGAUGCAUAUCGACCACCUUUCUUAAGACCAGUUAGCUUUGCUGAAGAAGGAUCAAGCUCUUCUCAGUGACCUGUCCAAUUCUUUUGCUGUUGUUAACUGAAUUAAGCAAAUGAGCCCAUCUUGGACUGCCUGCAAAACCUCUGUCGUAAUCUGCUCGGCUCUGUGACUUUGUAGCUAAUUGUGUAGGAUAUGCUAGAAGUAUAAUUAUCUUCCACAACAGAAUUUACUGAUAUAGCAGAAAGUUUAGUCAUUUGUGAACAUUA